AUGUAUCAACUUCUCAAAGAUUUGCCUCCGCGAUUCAUUCAGGACACAUAUGCUACAAUCAAGGUAAAGGUUUUCCGGAAGGUGAAGGGAAGAUAUACCACCGACGACGGAACAACGCCGACUCUCUCCUUCCUACUUGUUGACGAGGAAGGAACGAAGAUCCAUGCAGCCGUCAAUGAUCUGGCUUAUGGAACUUUCGAGGACGUUCCCGAAGGAGCGUGGAUAAAAAUCGCCAGCGCUGUUGUCUCGAGCGCAACUUGGAAAGAUCCAAACCAUUUGUUAUCCACGCACAUGUCAAUGCUCAUCAUCCCGUCAACGGCAACCUGCAGUCCAAUCCCUCCGUUGUCGGACCACCACUUCUUCAAUUUCACUUCCUUCGAAGAAGUGAAUUCGGGAUUCUUCAAUAUUGCGUACCCAAUUGAUUUGAUCGGGACUAUCCACACCGUCGGGAAGUUAUCGCCGACGAAGAAUAGCGCUGGGGCGGAAAGGUCAAUCCCUUUCACCAUCACGAACGCCAGAAACGUCGAGCUCUACUGUAUUGCCUAUGGAAGAGUGGCUGAGGAGUUCUCAUACCACUGGUUACGUCCUCAUGGAGCGGUUGUCCGCUGUAUCCUAAGUGAGUGGAGGGUCUCGCGUUCCAGAGUGAUGCACAGCAUGAGUUACGAAGACAUGAUCGUCGACGGUGGAGAAUACUGCCGCUUUUGGUUCGAUCCUGAUAUGCCUGGCCUCCCCCCAAUGGUGCGCAGGAAUGAAGGAGAGGAUGCAAAUUUCUCGGAGGUGGUGGAAAUGGGAGACAAUUCUUCGGCAUAA
Molecule: messenger RNA, 810 nt
Organism: Microthlaspi erraticum
Lineage: Eukaryota; Viridiplantae; Streptophyta; Magnoliopsida; Brassicales; Brassicaceae
Source: the annotation of a GenBank genome assembly